This is a messenger RNA of Rhipicephalus microplus (southern cattle tick), 1857 nucleotides long. It is a transcript of the gene pyd3, whose product is annotated as beta-ureidopropionase pyd3. NCBI's taxonomy places the organism in Eukaryota, Metazoa, Arthropoda, Arachnida, Ixodida, Ixodidae. Gene Ontology annotation, molecular function: beta-ureidopropionase activity. The record is from RefSeq and is a predicted model, not a curated record.
GACGACGCUCAGGCAUAGCGGUAGCAAAUAGCUGCACUUCGCACGAGGCGGUGUCAUCUAGUGACGCUAGCAGACGCUCACUCUCGCUUCUUUCCCAACGCCGUGGCAUCCGACCCGUUCUGUCUGCGCUGCACAACGCCGCUGGGAGCAAGACCCCGAAAGACGUCUAUCUAAAGGUUGCGCAAGUGAGCUUGAACUUCCCCUUCGCGAGGUCAAACAGGUUUCGCCAGCGGCUCGUCUCCUGGCAAGUGGGUCGAACGACGCGCUCUGCCACAGUACACUGUCAGCGGCUCCGAAGUCGAGACGCAGUGCAUACGGCUACGCGCGCCGGCAGGUUCCGUACUCUCGAAUCUAAGUUUGCUGCGCGGAAAAAUCUCGCGAAGAACGGCGGGGGAAAUGGCCAGCCAGGAGUUUGAGAGCGUCGAGAAGAUCCUCACGGAGCAUCUGCCGCCGGAAGAGUAUCAGAAAGUGCGCGGCGUUCUCUACGGCAAGGAAUGCGCAGCUCUCGACCUGGAUCGCGAGGCUCUCGCACUGGCCGAAGAGCACAAGUUCGAGAUCAAGGGCUACAAAAUGACGGCCGAGAAGGAGGAGAUGCGGCCACCGCGAGUGGUGCGCCUCGGCCUGGUGCAGAACCGCAUCGUGCUGCCCACGACCGAACCGGUGGUCGCACAGCGGGAAGCGCUGCACCGCCGCAUCGAGACCAUUGUCGAGGCGGCUGCAUUGUGCGGAGUUAACGUCAUCUGCUUCCAGGAGACCUGGCACAUGCCGUUUGCAUUUUGCACCAGAGAGAAAACACCGUGGUGCGAGUUUGCAGAAUCUGCUGAAUACGGCCCAUCUGUUCAGCUCUGUCAGCAGAUGGCUAAAAAGCACAACAUGGUGGUGAUCUGCCCUAUUCUGGAGCGCGACGACUCCGACGUUCUCUGGAACGCCGCCGUGGUGGUCUCAAACAGCGGAGCCAUUCUGGGGAAGUCCCGAAAGAACCACAUUCCGCGAGUGGGUGACUUUAAUGAGUCUACUUACUACAUGGAGUCAAAACUCGGGCAUCCAGUGUUCCAGACACAAUUUGGCAAGAUUGCUAUCAACAUCUGCUACGGAAGACAUCACCCCCUCAACUGGCUCAUGUAUGGUGCUAAUGGAGCGGAGGUUGUCUUCAACCCCUCUGCGACAGUGUCUGGACUGAGCGAGCCAUUGUGGCACGUCGAGGCCAGGAAUGCCGCCAUCGCAAACAGCUACUUUACGUGUGCCAUCAACAGGGUGGGAACAGAAGUAUUUCCUCGAGAAUUUACUUCUGGUGACAAGAAGCAAGGUGAGGUUUGCUUGGCUCACCGGGAUUUUGGACAUUUCUAUGGUUCCAGUUACGUGACUGCUCCUGACGGAAGUCGCACGCCUGGCCUCUCGAGAAUCAACGACGGCCUCUUGAUCACUGAGGUGGACCUGAACUUGUGCCGACAGGUCCGUGACACCUGGGGCUUUAGGAUGACGCAGCGCACGGAGAUAUACGCCGAUGCCCUCUACUGGGUGGCUCAGCCUGCGUUUGAGAAGCAAGUGGUUGUGGACCCGACAGCGGGAGGCGACUACUGAGGCUUCUCUAGAGCUGCGAAGCACUUGGAUAUGCUUCACUGAGUAAUGCCCAAGAUCUGCUACAACUGGGCCUCAGCUGGAGGUGAUGGCCUGUUGCACGAGUUCCUCUUCGGGAUCACACCAAGCGCUCUCAGGAUUCUACCGCUUACUGGAUUUAUAUCCUCAAUUAUGCAAUCAAACAUAUUUUUUUCUAUCGUCGACCAUCAACUGCAACAGACAGCUGGCUUUGGAACAUAUAUAUAUUUUUUUUACAGAAUAAAAUAUAUACACUUCUUA